Messenger RNA from Engraulis encrasicolus (European anchovy), 1124 nucleotides. Its product is annotated as isoaspartyl peptidase/L-asparaginase. Gene Ontology annotation, molecular function: asparaginase activity; beta-aspartyl-peptidase activity. The transcript is spliced from 7 exons. Gene Ontology annotation, cellular component: cytoplasm. The record is from RefSeq and is a predicted model, not a curated record. Lineage: Eukaryota; Metazoa; Chordata; Actinopteri; Clupeiformes; Engraulidae. Bases 120 to 1046 code for a protein of 308 amino acids.
UCCUUAAGUGCAUGGGCUGAUGGAACUUUGUUGCUCUUUGUGCAGUGUUUGCGUCCUGAACUUGUUGAAACAAGAUUGACAGAGUUUACGAGCUGGAUCUGGAACACUUGAAAACCAACAUGAGGCCAGUGGUUGUGGUGCAUGGCGGGGCGUGGGCCAUUCCAGACGAGCUGUCCAGAGCCAGCGUCGACGGUGUGAAGGCAGCGGCUCGGGCUGGAUAUGCGGUGCUGGAGAAGGGAGCCUCUGCCCUGGACGCCGUGGAGGCCGCCACCAGAUCCCUGGAAGACAACCCUGCCUUUGACGCCGGUCAUGGCGCGGUGCAGAACACGGAAGGUGAGGUGGAACUGGACGCCAUCAUCAUGGAUGGCAGCACGCUGGCCUCAGGAGCCGUCUCCUCCGUCAGGAACAUCGCCAACCCCAUCACCCUCGCCAGGGCCGUCAUGGAACAGACGGACCAUGCUAUGCUAACUGACAGAGGUGCCAACCUGUUUGCGGAGAAGAUGGGCAUCCCCACGGUCCCCACUGAAGCCCUGGUGACCGAGAUAGAGAGGAAGGAGUGGGAGAGACAGAAGUCCUACUCCAUCGGGGUCAAGGAGAUGUUCAACAAUCAGUGGGCCCAUGACACGGUGGGUGCAGUGGCUUUGGAUUGCCAUGGCAACGUUGCCUGCGCCACAUCAACUGGAGGAAUCAGACACAAAAUGGUGGGCAGGGUCGGAGACUCCCCGAUUAUAGGAUCAGGAGCCUACGCUGACAACCAGAGUGGUGCUGUGUCCUGCACUGGCCAUGGAGAAUCAAUCCUCAAAGUCACCUUGGCCAGACUAAUACUCUUCCACGUCGAGCAAGGUCGGGGGAUCUCGGAGGCAGUUGAGAAGUCCCUGCAGCACAUGGGGGAGCGAGUGCACGGUGGAGGCGGAGCCAUAGCCGUGGGCCCCUCUGGCCAAUGGGCCGCCAAGUUCACCACAGAGCGCAUGCCCUGGGCCUGUAUGGACGGGGAGGCCCUGCACUACGGCAUGGAGCCCAAGGAGGAGAACCAGGAGGCGCCCUAGAGGAGAGGACAAGAGGGGAGGAGAGGAGAGGAGAGGAGAAGAGGGGAGGAGAGGGGAGGGGAGAGGAGAGGACAAGAG